CCUUGCGCUCGAACGCGUUCGUGCCGUACGGCUUCAACAUGGCUAACGAAGGGCCGCAGGAUCCAAAUAUAGAUUUUAAUACAUGGAGCCACGGCGAGCUGCAGGCCAAAUUGGCCGAAUUCGGCGCUCCCAACAUGGGUCCAAGAGAGGAGCUCAUAGACAGACUGAAAUCUUGUGCACAGCCUGGGAUGAUCUUUAAUAAACCAAACAUACCAGGAGAAGACAAGAGCAUGACUACGAUGCCAGGUCUGCCACCCAUGCCCCCAAUGCCCUCAAUGCCCCUGCCGCCCAGCAUGAACAUGAUGCAGGCCAUGAACAUGAUGGGAGGCCCUCCACCGAUACACAUGGCUAUGGAGCCACCGGGUAUGAUGCAGCAUGAUGACAGGGGCCCACAGGCUGUUGUUCUUCUGGAGCACGAGCGGCAGCAGGAGCUUGCUAAAAUCCAGCAGGGGCCACCGGGAGCCAGAGGACCAGAUCUGGGACCCCGGCCCAACCUCCUACCCCCUAUCCCUCCACUCAGAGUUGGGAUUCAGAGCGGUCUACCUCCUCCAGGCCUUUCAUUGGUUGCCCAAAAUCAACGGCAGAAAGUCCCGCCCCCUCCCGGAGAGGAUGGCAGAGAGUCGUGGCAGGGGGAAGAUGUCGGCAUUGGACCCAAGAUUCCUCAGGCUCUGGAGAAGAUCCUGCAGCUGAAGGAAAUGAGGCAGGAGCAGCUCAGCGUCGCCCCUACAGAGGAAGACGAUGAUGAUGAUCUCGCAGAGCUGGCUAAUGUUCACGGAUAUUCCGAUGAAGAUGACGAAGGCAGUCUGUCUAAAAAAGAUAAAAACCGCAAGCGCAGGAACAGGAAGAAGAAGAAGAAGAAGCAGCAGCGCGAGCAGGAGAAGGAGAAGCAGGACGAGGAGAAGAAGAAAGAUGAGAAGGAGCCGGAGGUGGAGAUCGAGUACGUGACAGAGGAGCCGGCCAUUUAUGAUCCCAACUUCAUCUUCUUCAAGAGGAUCUUCGAGGCGUUUAAGCUGACGGAUGAUGUGAAAAAGGAGAAGGAAAAGGAGCCAGAGAAGCCUGAGAAGCCUGAAAUCCUGUCCUUUAAGAAGAAGGGAUUCGAGCUGGAGAAGAGGGACAGCGACGACAGUGAUGAGGAAAUCAAGAAGGACUUGCCCAAGCUGUCCAAAAAGAAGCUCAGGAGGAUGAACAGGUUGACUGUGGCAGAGCUGAAACAGCUGGUGGCUCGUCCUGAUGUCGUGGAGAUGCACGAUGUGACUGCGCAGGAGCCCAAACUGCUGGUCCACCUGAAGGCCACCAGAAACACAGUCCCUGUCCCGCGCCACUGGUGCUUCAAGAGGAAGUACCUGCAGGGGAAGAGAGGUAUUGAGAAACCCCCAUUUGAGCUGCCCGAGUUCAUCAGGAGGACUGGCAUCCAGGAGAUGAGGGAAGCCCUGCAAGAGAAGGAAGACGCCAAAACCAUGAAGACCAAGAUGAGAGAGAAAGUUCGACCCAAGAUGGGGAAGAUCGACAUCGACUACCAGAAGCUGCACGAUGCCUUCUUCAAAUGGCAGAUCAAGCCCAAACUCACCAUCCACGGAGACCUUUACUAUGAGGGUAAGGAGUUUGAGACGCGGCUGAAGGAGAAGAAGCCGGGCGAUCUGUCGGAUGAGCUACGGGUGGCUCUCGGGAUGCCUACCGGACCUAACUCUCAUAAAGUUCCUCCACCGUGGCUCAUCGCCAUGCAGAGAUACGGACCUCCACCAUCAUACCCAAACCUGAAGAUCCCCGGCCUCAACGCCCCCAUACCUGAGGGCUGUUCGUUUGGGUAUCACGCUGGUGGUUGGGGAAAACCUCCUGUUGACGAGACAGGAAAACCGCUCUACGGAGAUGUGUUUGGCACCAACUCCAUAGACUUCCAGGCUAAAGCGGAGGAGGAGGAAGUGGACCGAACCCCGUGGGGAGAGCUGGAGCCGUCAGAUGAAGAGUCCUCUGAGGAAGAGGAGGAGGAGGAGAGCGAUGAGGAGAAACCAGACGAAACCGGCUUCUUCACUCCUGCAGACAGUCACAGUGGUUUGAUCACUCCGGGUGGAUUCUCCUCUGUUCCUGCCGGUAUGGAGACUCCAGAGCUGAUCGAGCUGAGGAAGAAGAAGAUCGAGGAGGCCAUGGACGGAAACGAGACUCCUCAGCUGUUCACGGUACUGCCAGAGAGGAGGACAGGACCUGUUGGAGCUGCUAUGAUGGCCUCCACACACAUCUACGACAUGACUACGACGGUGACGAGUCGUAAGGUGGGCGUGUCUGUGCUGGGCGGAGACUCUCAGGGUGUAGAGGUUGCUCUGGCCCCGGAGGAGCUGGAGCUGGACCCCAUGGCCAUGACCCAAAAGUACGAGGAGCACGUCCGAGAGCAGCAGGUGGAGAAGGAGGACUUCAGCGACAUGGUGGCAGAGCACGCCGCCAAACAGAAGCAAAAGAAGCGCAAGGCGCAGCCGCAGGACACACGCGGAGGAGCCAAGAAAUACAAAGAGUUCAAGUUCUAGAGCUGCUCGUCCUUCAGUCUUUUAUUGUGCAGGAGCACACGUGUGUAUGUGCGUCACCUUACAGUGAGCCACCUUUUUCAUUUACGGUCAAUGUUUUUGUAAAUAAAAUCCCAGUCCAUGACAAA
This is a messenger RNA of Danio aesculapii, 2641 nucleotides long. RefSeq names its product splicing factor 3b, subunit 2 (gene sf3b2). The record is from RefSeq and is a predicted model, not a curated record. Gene Ontology annotation, biological process: mRNA splicing, via spliceosome. The transcript has 21 exons. Lineage: Eukaryota; Metazoa; Chordata; Actinopteri; Cypriniformes; Danionidae. The coding region runs from base 39 to 2516 and encodes 825 amino acids. Gene Ontology annotation, cellular component: nucleus; U2-type spliceosomal complex; precatalytic spliceosome.